Xiphophorus maculatus (southern platyfish) is the source of this 2630-nucleotide messenger RNA. It is a transcript of the gene ntd5, whose product is annotated as beta-2-glycoprotein 1-like. The transcript is spliced from 8 exons. Bases 37 to 1107 code for a protein of 356 amino acids. The record is from RefSeq and is a predicted model, not a curated record. Lineage: Eukaryota; Metazoa; Chordata; Actinopteri; Cyprinodontiformes; Poeciliidae. Gene Ontology annotation, molecular function: peptidase inhibitor activity. Gene Ontology annotation, cellular component: extracellular region.
GUUUGUCCCUCACUCAUAUCAUCCUGAGGUCUGGCUAUGAUGAUGGACUCUGCACUGCUGCUGCUUCUCCUCUGGGCUCUGAUUGGAACGACUUCCCCUCAGGCUUCAGCAGGGCCGUGUGUGGAGAGACUUCAGGGAGGAGAGAGGAAAACGAGAGCCUGUCCUCGGACCUGCAAAUCUGACGCAGAAUGCGGCAGCAAGCGCCAAUGCCUGUGUGACGGCGAGUGUGGUCUGAGUUGUGUGGCUCCAGGUCGUACUUGUCCCUGGCCUCUUCACUCAAAUGAAAACUUGGUGUUUCGCCUCGUGUCGGCCACUCCUUCCUUCUCCGCCCUGCUAGAGGUCCACUGCAAGCCGGGCCUUACGUUGCCUGAUGGCUUGGAUGUCACGGUUCGUCGGUGUCAGGGUGACCGACAGUGGAGUGGGGAUGAGCCCAUCUGCGCAGAGGCUCAGUCACCUGGACACACUCCUCCUCCGACCUGCCCUUUGCCAGAGGAGGUGAUCAACACCUUCAGCAUCCACGGCGACGCCUCUGUGGGGACUUCAAUCCGCUACAGCUGCCUGUCUGGGGCGGAUGUAGUGGGGAGCAGGGAAAAUUUCUGUCAGGACAACCAGACCUGGAUGCAUCCUCACCCGGUCUGUAAAAAGUUGUUCUGCCAACCUCCGAAGGAAGUGCAGCAGGGCUACGUGGUUGCAGUCCAGAAGACUGAGUAUGAGGUCGCCUUUGACAUCCACUAUCUAUGCAAGAAGAACUACCGGCUGGAUGGACCCCAGAAGAUCACCUGUCUGUCAAACGGCAGCUGGAGCGCGUCUCCACCACACUGCCGAGCUCGCUGUGUCAUCCCUGCUGAGCGGAGUCGUGUUGUGAUUGGUGGAGUGAAGCGUUGGCCGUUUGAUGUCACGGACGCCAUGGUUCCCCACGGGGAAAACGUGACAUUCUACUGCAAACAUCCCAAGAAGCAGUGCAGCUUCACCGCAGCCCAGGCCUGCUUUGACGGGAAGCUGCAGACACCAGAGUGCUACCUUGAGCCUACAUGGUUGCAGUACAAACUCUUCCCACAUCGGCUGGUGUCAGAAAUUGAAACAUGUGCGCCCGGUGACGUGGAGUGAUUACCCAAGAUCUCAACCCGCUAAGACAUGCAUCCGUUUAAGAACUCCUCCUGAACACUCAGCACAGCUUCAUGUACUUUAAUUAUGGUCACCUAGAUAUUCUUUGUUCAACAUCUGUUAGUUUUCUUGCACACUAAUCAAAAGUCAUUGUUAUUACAUUCAAACAUUACAAGUUAUAUUCAAAUCCUGCUGCAGCUUGAGUUGCUCCAUACGGUAGAGACUGUAAUCAUGAUAUAUGCAGUGGCGGUUCUUGGUUGAACAGCACCCAGGGCGAGUCGCUACCCUGCUUCAUCUGCCACAAAUGCCCUCAGAUCUUUUCUAUGAUUUCAACAGUUUCAAUCUGUUUUAAAGAAUGUUUGCAGUGUAGAACGAUCCAGACCAGACUUGAUCAGGAUGUUUGCUCUUGAACUGGAGAUGACCAAGAGGAGUACAAAUUAUUUACAAAACUCAAAUUGCAAAUUAAAUCCAAACAUUUGCAUAAUCAGUACAGUCAGAUUUUGUUACCGCACAGAAUGUAGUUACUGAGAACUCUGGAAAUUCAGUCUGGAAAAAUGGGGGAUAUUGACAUUAAAAAUGUGGUGGAAUUGAAUGUUUAAGGUAUAAAACUUACCUAUGAAGUGAACUCCAGGUUCACUGUGAACCUAUGGAUCUGCAGGGAUGGGGAUUUGUGAAUGGUAACUAGAUGAGCAGAUAGAUAAAUCAAUUGACCGAUGCAUUUAGAGAGCUUGUUUCAUACCUGGAAUAUAUUUAAAUCAAAUUGCAGACUAGAGGGUUGUGAUACUGCAUAUUUUGGUAUUGAUCCGAUACCAAAUAAAUAAGGGGCCAGUAUUACCAAUGCCAAUAUUGAUCAAAAUAUUUUUUAUUAUGCAAGUUUAAUAUAUCAGACCUCUAACAUUUAGGUGUUUUUGUGUUUUUUUCCCCCCUUUUAAAUAUAUUGUUAAAACCUUAGAAAGAAUUUGUGAAAAGUUUAUAAAUGUCUACAAAAUACAUAAGAAACAUAUUAACAAGAUCAACAGAAACAGCAUAACAAAACUAAUUUGUGUGCACUGUUUCCUAAAACACAGUGUAAAAAGUGCAAUCAAAACAAAGUCUUUUUGAGGGAGAUUAAAUGGGAUUUCAUUAGGCAAUCUGAAACUAAAAUAUCAAUCUUACGCACUAGUAUUGAUCUGAUACUGAUGCUGACUUAGUAUUGACAUUAUCAGUAAUUUGGAUUGUUCUGCCUGACUCUAUUGCAGACUGUUAAAGGUCGGUGUGAACAGGAUUGCUUCUGGUAUAACUUUUUCUCCUUGUGCCGCCCUGAGACUGUGCUGUCCUGGUAAAAGAGCCACAUUGUCCACAUCAAAAACCGCCACUGGAUGCAUGUAUAGUUCAUUAGUAGAUUAUAUAUUAUCCAUGAACUGACUCUGUGAUAUGUUUCACUGUGAGAUCUUUUUUUUCCUGCUCAGUCUGAGACAUCAAGCCUGCGGGGCUUGUGAGUUUUAUAUUUUUGAUGUUUAAAAUAAAGGAAAACGACGUGAAAACGA